Molecule: messenger RNA, 836 nt
Organism: Oryza brachyantha (malo sina)
Lineage: Eukaryota; Viridiplantae; Streptophyta; Magnoliopsida; Poales; Poaceae
Product: ice-structuring protein-like
Exons: 1
Coding region: 33-494 (153 amino acids)
Source: RefSeq, a predicted model, not a curated record
AAUUGAUCGAUCGAGCGCAUGUCAGCUAAGACAUGGCGGUCGGAGUCGCCGUCGUGAAGCUGGCGCUAUGGCUGUUCGCGUCGUGCGCGGAGGUGGUGGCCACGGCGCUGCUCCGCGGCCUGGCGCUCCUCCUCCUCGCCGCCGCGCAGCUGGUCAGGCUGCCGGGGCAGGCGGCCGGCGCGGCGCUCGACGCGGCGAGGGGCGCGGUGACCGCGGCCGUCGAGCUCGCGCUCGGCGUCGCCCGCGACGUGCUGGCGUCCGUCGCGUCGGCGCUCGUCGAUGCCCUCUGCAGCGCCGCGGCCGGAGCGGCGGAGCUGGCGGCGUCGGCGGCCGUGGAGCUGCUGGAGGCGGCGCGGGACGGCGGCGAGGCGGCCGCCAGGGCCGUGGCGGCGGCGGUGGAGGGCGCGGCGGAGGUGGCCGCCGGGGCGGUGGCGAAGGUGUGGGAGACCUACGUGGACGCCGUUGGCGCCCUUCUCCUCGAAAACCGCAGCUGAUCGAUCGUCGCCUGAUGCAGCCAUGCACGCAUGCAUGCAACGCUGUGUGUGUACCAUAGCUAGCCAGAUGAUUAAUUACUAAUUAACAUCUACCUUUAUUUUAAUUGACAUAGUAUUUGCAAAAUUUUUGCAUGAGAUAUAUCGGAGAAUUACUUUAAUUUCGAACUGGCUAUCGAAAAUUAAGGUUUGAACUGAUCGACCGAUAUUUUUUUUUUCUGGGCUUACAUCGAUCUUUCCCGACAGUUGUAUGACGAUAGGUUUGGAUCAGAUUGUAGUGAUGAAAUGAAAACACGGCAUCAUUUCAAAGGUUAUAUCUGUUAUUUUGUUCAUACAGGAUUUUUA